This is a messenger RNA of Dalotia coriaria, 5316 nucleotides long. RefSeq lists its product as uncharacterized. Gene Ontology annotation, cellular component: endomembrane system. The record is from RefSeq and is a predicted model, not a curated record. NCBI's taxonomy places the organism in Eukaryota, Metazoa, Arthropoda, Insecta, Coleoptera, Staphylinidae. The coding region runs from base 2015 to 5167 and encodes 1050 amino acids. The transcript is spliced from 21 exons.
ACCGCAACAGCGAUAACCUUGUCCCGGCGCGCGUUGAGUGCAUGCCGCGUCGCGCUAUCGGCGGCUGCGAGCACGUGUUUUAUCUGUGUGUACGCGGUACGUUUUGAGGCGCGCGCUAUAGUUUCGGAGCGCAUUUCGUCGCCGGCUUGAAGUCGGUUAGUAUUCGGGUCACAAUCAUUGCAUACAGACAUGGAUUAUGUAUUGCGCAUAAACACCGGUAUCAUUAUCGGUGUGUGCACCUUCCUGCGCUACGUGAAGCUGUGUCUGUGUUUUUACAAGCGCGCCAGACGCGUCCCACCCGCUACUGAACAGUUGCUGACGCUCAGCGCCACCGCACUCGCAGAAAAGAUACGCAACAAAGAAAUUACAAGUUAUGCGCUUGUGUCUGCGUAUGUGAAUCGUAUAAAUUUGGUCAACCCGAUCAUCAAUGCAGUCGCCGAAGAUCGUUUCACCGAUGCACUCAAAGAAGCGCAAGAAGUCGACGCAAUGUUGGCGCAGGAGAACGUCGAUUUGGAGGCGCUCAAAAGGACGAAACCGCUACUUGGGAUACCGGUGACAAUCAAAGAGAAUUUGCAAGUCAAAGGUCUCAGCGCGACGAUGUGCUGCAAAUUGUAUAAGGAUGUAAAAGCGGACGAAGACGGCGAGGCGACGAGCCGGCUGCGACGUGCCGGCGCGAUAAUUUUAUUAGUCUCGACGACACCCGAAUUCUGUUUGACGAUCGAAACCUACAGCAAGCUGUACGGGGUGACGCGCAAUCCCUACAACAGUUUGCGCAGCGUUGGAGGUUCUUCAGGAGGCGAGGGUGCGCUUUUAGGUGCUGGUGCGUCCCUGAUUGGAUUGGGCUCUGAUCUAGCCGGUUCCAUACGUUACCCGAGUGCUUUUAAUGGCGUCUUUGGACACAAACCAACGCACGGUUUUAUUUCUACAAAAGGGCAUAUUCCUCCUUUGAAUGAUGCGUUGUUUGCUAAGUAUACUGUAGUGGGACCAAUGGCGCGUUAUGCUGAGGACAUUCCCCUUUGAUGAAAGUCGUUUCGGACCGAGUGGACGAGCUGCGUUUGGACGAGCCUGUCGACCUAGCCAAGCUGAGAAUAUAUUACAUGACCGAUUGCGGAAUGAACUUUGGACUGAUGAAAGUGCAGCCUGAAAUUAAGCGAUCCGUCAGAGACUGCGCCGAAUUACUGCGAGAUAAUUGUAAAGCGACGAUUGUGGAAAGAAAAUUUCCCAAUUUAGGCUACGCCACUGAAAUAUGCACGGUGACAGCGGCUCAGAUUAAAUUCGACUCGCCAAUGAAAACCAAAGAUCGGGAGUACGGCGUGCUUUCGCAGUUAUUUUUAAAUUUGUUUGGCUGUUCGCAAUAUUCGGCGUACAUUAUGAUUCAUGAGAUUGUCGACGCAGCUUCGAAGAAAACAACAAGUCCAGAAAAGAUUGAAAAGUACACGACGAUACUCAACGAACUCAGAAAUGAGAUGAGCGCCGAAUUGAAGGAUACGGGCGUUUUUAUUUAUCCUGUUUUUGCUGCCACCGCAUUGAGGGAGUGCGAAUUUAUGUUUAUGUAUGCUGGCAUGGCAUAUUCCUUUAUUAUUAACAUUCUUGGUUUUCCAACUACGACAGUACCAGUGGGAUUCGAUAGUAGCGGCCUACCAAUUGCUGUUCAAGUUGUAGCUAAUGUAAAUCAAGAUCGACUGUGUUUCGCAGUGGCCAAAGAAUUGCAAUCGAUUUUCGGAGGUUGGAAGUCUCCAUAAUCUCACUGACUGCAGAAAACUAAUGCAAAUAAUCCAAGUAAUUUAGUAGGAUCUUUCAAUUUUAAUAAGACUCACGAUUAAAACCAUUAACGCGAUAUGAAUUAUACUUAAUGUUAGAGGUUAGCAGGAUGUAUACUCAAAAGUUGGUUAUUUUAUUUUACCAGCGCUAUUUUUAUAUUAAACGUUGAUGAUAAGAGAAAUUUGUUUAGAGAUGUUUGGCGUUAUUGCAAUGCAGUUGUGAUUAGUGUAGGCGAAACCUUGUCGGCACAAACAUGAAUUACAUAUUUCGCCUUGUCAAUCUCCUGGUGCUCCUUAUCGAUAAACUUUUGCGACCAGUGUUUUGGCUGAGACGAUGGCGAUCGCCUAAACAUGUGCCGCCAAUUGAUAAUCAAGUGUUAUUAUUGAGUGCGACUGAGUUAGCUAGUAGGAUUCGCAAAAGAAAAUUAACGUCGCUUUACGUCGUCGCAACUUACAUCGGGCGCAUCAAGCAAGUGAAUCCGUUAAUUAAUGCCGUCACUGACGAUCGAUACGAUGCAGCUCUGGUGGAUGCUAAAGCAGCCGAUGAUUUUAUCACUCACACCAAAAUGGCGGAGGAUGAAUUAGCAAGACACAAACCUUUUCUUGGAGUGCCCAUUAGUGUUAAGGAAAGCUGCGGCGUUAAAGGAUUGAGUCAUGCUGUUGGUACUUUGGCACGCAGAGGAAUCAAAAGCGAUGCAGAUGGCGCAAGUGUUGAACGCUUAAGAAAAGCUGGAUUUAUUCCAUUGGUGGUUUCCAAUUGUCCUGAAUAUUGUUCUGGAUUGGAAAGUAAUAAUCUUCUUACAGGUGCCACAAACAAUCCGUAUAAUACACAUUAUUCCGUUGGUGGAUCUUCUGGUGGUGAGGCGGCUUUAAUAAGUUCAGGCGCGUCUGUUGUUGGAAUUGGAAGCGACUAUGCUGGGUCCAUUCGUCUACCAUGUUCAUUUACUGGAAUUUUUGGUCAUAAAACAACGCCAAAUAUUGUCCCUAGAACAAUGCAUUUUCCAGACUCAACUGAUCCAGUUUCUUAUGAUUAUUUUGCAAUUGGUCCAAUGUGUCGCUACGCAGGAGACCUCAAACCAAUAUUGGAAAUCAUUUGUGAUGAAGAAGGAAAGUGCCUUGACUUGAAUAAACCAGUUGAUCUUUCACAAAUCAAAGUACUUUUCACGGAGGAUUAUUAUAAUAUGUUUGGCAUAACAUCAGUAUCUUUAGAUAUCAUGAGAAGUAUUUACAAAACUGUAAAAAUAUUACGUAAAGAUUUUCGUAUGAAAUCAGAAUUAGUGAGAUUUCAAUGUAUGGAAUUGUCACCUGAAAUUGGCACAACUUUGUUUCUUGAAAUGAAGGAUCGACCAAACUUUAUGAAAGAUCCCAACAAUCCAAAGAAAGAUUUAAAUUUGUAUAUUGAAAUUGUAAAGAGUAUCAUGGGCACUAGUAAUUUAUCUAUUUACUUGUUACUUGCUGAAUUUAUAAUUCGAUACAAUGCAUUUAUUCCAAAAUCGCAAUUGCCGUAUUACAAGAUGAAAAUGAAGACAUUGCAGAAAGAUGUUUGGAAUAAAUUAGGUGAUAAUGCAGUGUUACUGUAUCCAGCAUUUCCGUCGACAGCUUUCCAGCACUAUCAAGUGUUAACAAAGUCAUCUGGAAUCACUUAUUCAAUGAUUUUCAACAUUUUAGGAUGUCCAAGCACUUUAGUGCCUGUUGGUUUUGAUAAAAAGGGGUUACCAAUUGGAAUUCAAGUAAUUGCAGGCCCUAAACAAGAUCGAUUGUGUCUAGCAGUGGCUGAGGCUUUAGAAAAAAGGUAUUGGGGGAUGGACACCAUCGUUAUAAAAUAUCUUAAAAACAUAAACAUGGAUUUGAUAUUUAGAAUCUUCGGACUGCUUGCUAUUCUCCUUGAUAAAAUUUUACAGCCAGUGUUUUGGCUACAACGUUGCAGAUGGCAGAAAAAACUACCACCAAUCGAUAAUCGUGUUUUAGUUUUAAGUGCAACCGAGUUAGCUAGUAAAAUACGACAGAAAAAAUUGUCAUCGCAUUAUGUUGUUUCUACAUACAUCACGAGAAUAAAACAAGUGAAUCCUAUUGUAAAUGCUGUGACUGAUGAAAGAUUUAAAGCGGCUCUUAUGGAUGCAAAAGCCGCGGAUGAUUUUAUAGCAAAAACUAAAAUUUCCGAAGCCAUUUUAGUCAAAAACAAGCCAUUUUUAGGUGUACCUAUAACCAUCAAAGAAAGUUGCGGUGUCAAAGAUAUGAGUUACUCCGUUGGAUCAUUGAAACGAAAAGAAUCAAAGUGUGCAGCAGAUGGCGCUAGUGUACAACGGUUGAAAAAGGCAGGAUUUAUUGUUUUAGCUGUAACAAAUUGUCCUGAAUAUUGUGCUGCACUGGAAACUGAAAAUUUAUUGAAUGGGCGCACUAAAAAUCCAUAUAAUACACACUAUAGUGUAGCUGGAUCAUCAGGCGGUGAAGCCGCCAUUAUUGGUUCUGGUGCUUCAGUAGCAGGAGUAGGAAGUGAUUAUGCUGGAUCAAUUCGUGUGCCAUGUUCUUUUUCAGGCAUUUUUGGUCAUAAAACAACACCAAGAAUAAUACCACACACGAUGCAUUUUCCAAAUUCAACUGACUCUGCUUUCUGUAGUUAUAUUGCAAUAGGCCCAAUGUGCCGUUAUGCAAGCGAUCUAAAACCGAUGCUGAAAGUAAUGAGCGCCGAUGAAGGCAAAUGUCUUGAGUUGGAUAAAAAGGUUGAUCUUAGUCAAGUAAAAGUACUUUACACCGAAGAGUAUUACAAUAUGCUUGGAAUCGUACCAGUGUCCCAGGAAAUCAUCGAAGCAAUUUCGAAAUCUGUAAAAACUUUGCGGAAAAAUUUCAAUAUGAAAUCGGAAGUUGUCACGUUUAAAGGCAUGGAAAACUCUGUCGAAAUAGGAACAAGUCUAUAUUUAGAACUUAACGAAAGGCCUAACUUUAUGCAAGAUCCCAAUAAUCCAAAGAAAAAUCGAAACUUGUAUAUGGAAAUCAUAAAGAGUCUGUGCGGUAUGAGUGAUUUGUCUAUUCAACUACUACUCGCGGAAUUAGUCAUCCGUUACAAUGCGUUUCUACCACGAAGACAUUUACCAUACUACAAGCUGAAAAUGGCAGAACUGCAGAAAAUUGUUUGGAACAAAUUGAGCGACAACUCUGUAUUAUUAUAUCCAACAUUUUCAACGCCUGCAAUCCAGCACUACCAGAUCUUUACGAGGAUAUCAAGCAUUACAUACGCGAUGAUUUUUAAUAUUCUUGGAUGCCCAAGUACUCAGGUACCUAUUGGUUUGAAUAAAGAUGGAUUACCAGUUGGUAUUCAGGUUGUCGCAGGACCUAGACAGGACAAACUCUGUUUCGCUGUUGCCAAAGAGCUCGAAAAAGCGUUUGGCGGUUGGCAACCACCCACGUAAUUUUGAAUUCAUCACAAAACCGUCCACAAACGUAGGCAACACAAAACACAUCAUAAUUUCAAUAUCGACUUUUUAUUUUUAUAUUGAUUCAUCGCCAUGAACAUGAACAUAAUGUUUUGAAAUAGAUUGUAGGUUGUACUUUCAACGUA